AGGGAAGGCCUCUGUGGCCUCUCCCCGCCCACGAGGGGAGUGAGUCGGAGGAGACGGAGCAGAGUUUCACUGGAGACAGAAAAUACUCUGAUUUUCGUCCUCGUUUUCUCUUAAAAGACGGCCGUCAUGAUCACAUCAAAACUUCCCAUAGAUCUAUUUUUAAAGCGGAAAUGUUUAUCAUCAAGAAUGGCCGCGUCGUUUUAACACUACUAUGGAUACAUUACGGUGAAAGAAGAAGUUAAAAACUUUCCCAUUCUCCGAUCCUCGGAGCGCAGCACAAUGGACUCCGGACAGAGGAAGCGCUCCGGAGGAGGGAGGCUGUGGAGGCUCUGCGUUUAUCUAGCUUGCCUCUCCUGUGCGACCGCCCAGCUCAGCUAUUCUGUAUCGGAGGAACUAAGCCCGGGCUCUGUCGUUGGGAAUAUCGCUAAAGAUUUGAGCCUCACUGCUGAGGGGAUUGUUCAAAGGAAGUUGCGGGUGGUCUCGGAAUCCACAACGCAGUAUUUUGAGGUAAAGCAGGCGACCGGAGAUUUGGUUAUUAAACAAAGAAUAGACAGAGAGCAAAUGUGCGAAUUAAGUUCAUCGUGUUCACUACACCUUCAAAUACUUCUGGAGAAUCCUUUAGACAUUCAACGCGUCGUGGUGGACAUUCUGGAUGUGAAUGACAAUGCGCCGCAGUUUUCAACCAGCAACAUUUCUCUGGAAAUAUCAGAGGCGGCGGCGCCGGGGACCAGGUUCCGUUUGGAGAGCGCACAUGAUCCAGACGUGGGGACCAACUCUUUACGCACUUACCAUCUCGCAGCAAAUGACUUCUUUAUAUUGAAUGUGGAAUCUAAAAGUGACGGCAGUAAGUUUCCAGAGCUAGUGGUGGAUAAAGCUUUGGACAGGGAGACGCAGGCCUCGUUUCGCUUGUUGCUCACUGCUGUAGAUGGGGGACAGACGGAAAGAUCUGGCUCAACACUUCUGCUCAUUAAAAUUUUGGAUGUAAAUGACAAUGCGCCCGUCUUUGACGAGCCGGUUAAGAAAGUUAAACUAUUAGAAAAUGUUGCACGGGGCACUUUAGUAACAAAACUGAACGCGACUGAUGCGGAUUCGGGUAACAACGGAGACAUAUCUUUUCUAUUUAGUAAAUACACACCGGAACGCGUUGUCAGUCUUUUCAGUGUGGAUUCUAAAAGCGGGGAGAUUCGCGUGAAGGGUGAUGUGGAUUAUGAGAAAGCCGCUGCAUACCACAUCACAGUGCAGGCCAGAGAUGGUGGCUCUCCAGCUAUGGAGGGCUCCUGUAACGUCAUAAUAGACAUCAUUGAUGCAAAUGACAACGCACCAGAGGUGACACUGACGUCACUGACGAGUCCCAUCCAAGAGGACUCAGCACCAGAGACUGUGAUAGCGCUUAUAAGUGCCCGGGACCUGGACUCUGGUGUGAAUGGGAAGGUUACAUUAACUGUCCAACCAGGUUUGCCAUUCAAACUUAAUUCAGCUUUUGGCAUGCAUUACAGUCUCAUCACUACUGGGAACCUGGACCGUGAGACUGUCCCAGAGUACACAGUGGUCAUCAAGGCCACUGAUGCUGGUUCCCCUCCCCUGUCAUCACAAACCACCUUUGUGGUGGAGCUUUCUGAUGUAAAUGACAACGCCCCCAUUUUCUCUCAGCCUUCAUACUCUGUGGACAUCCCAGAGAACAAUGCUCCCAGUGCCCCAAUCACUGCAGUGUCAGCCACUGAUCCAGACCUUGGUGACAAUGCUCGCAUUUCCUACUCCAUACUUCACAGCAUGGUCCAGGGUUCACCCAUCUCUUCUUAUGUCUACAUUAACCCAGAGAGUGGCCACAUCUACAGCAUGCGCUCUCUAGAUCAUGAACAGCUUAAGGCUUUCCGUAUUGAGGUGCAGGCCCGGGAUGCUGGGGUGCCCCCACGGACAGCUAACGUCACUGUGCAUGUGUUUGUGGUGGAUGUGAAUGACAAUGCACCAGUGGUUGUACACCCCUCCUUCCCAAAAGACAAAAGAUUACAGCUCACUGUGCCUCCAUCUGCCGGCCCAGGGCACUACAUAAAUAAACUUGUAGGGGUGGAUCCAGACAGUGGGCACAAUGCAUGGUUGUUUUACUCCAUCGCCCCUGGACCAAAUGCUGGCAUGUUCCGUAUUGGGGCACACACCGGUGAGCUCCGCACAGCCCGCAAGUGGGCUGAGGAGGAAGCGGGCUCAACUUAUGACAUUGUGAUCAUCAUUCAGGACAAUGGUGACCCACCAAAGUCCAGUUCUGUGAACAUUACAGUCACUGUGGAUGAAAAGGGUGCAGACAACGAUGCUCCAACAAGGCCUCGUCACACACCUUUCUCCAAUCGCACUGGGAUGUCGGACAUCACCCUGUACCUCAUCAUCUCCCUAGCUUGUGUGUCAGCUGUGUCCUUCAUCACCUUUGUCAUCCUCAUGGUACGCUGCCUAAGGCACCGUGGCCCAGGGCUGGGAGAUUCUGACUGCUGCUGCUACGGUCGCCACAGGCCCAGCCGCUACCAUCAGAGGCCCAGCAAAGACCUGCACCUGCAGCUCAAUACUGAUGGACCCAUACGCUAUAUGGAGGUUGUGGGAGGCUCUCAGGACCCACACACACGCACCUACAGGCCCUGCUACUCCACCUUAUCCAGCCGGAGUGACUUUGUAUUCAUGAAGACACCCAUGCUGAGUCACAACAACACACUCAACAUGACACUCAGCAGGAAGCACCUUAUGAACUCAGCCAGUGAGCAAAAGCCUCCCAACAAUGACUGGCGCUUCACACAGGGACAGAGACCCGGACCUAGCGGUCCCCACAUGCCGUACGGUACACACAUACGAUGGACGCCGAAGAGUGGGACAAGGGCAACUGGAGGACCUGAGGUUGCCAUGGGAACUGGCCCCUGGCCCCAGCCCCCAACUGAGGCUGAGCAGCUCCAGGCCCUGAUGGCUGCAGCUAACGAAGUGAGCGAGGCUACAGCCACCCUGGGACCUGGCACCAUGGGCCUGAGCACCCGCUACAGCCCACAGUUCACCCUGCAGCAUGUGCCCGACUAUCGCCAGAACGUCUACAUCCCCGGCAGCACGGCCACCCUCACUUCCAACCCCCAGCAACAGCAGGCCACGGCCCAGCAGGCCACCCAGCAGGCGCUGCCUCCACCCCAGGCCUCGGCCCAGCCUGAGCCCCCGAAGGCCGCCCAGACACCUGCCUCCAAGAAGAAGUCCACCAAGAAGGAGAAGAAGUAGAGCUGGACGGAGAGAGGUGGAGGAAUGAUAAACCCGGCCUGAUCUGAUAAGAAAAUCAACCCCCCAUACCCUUCACAUUAGGUAUCUUACUGCUCCGCUGUCUCUCAUAACCACGGUCUAAAUAAUGACAGCAAAUCACUUUUGACCACAUGGACGUUGUUGAUGGUUCUUUGGAAGAGUGUCUUGAAGAAUCAGAAUGUGCUGAAGGCUGUUACUGGUGUUGAUAACUCAUGCUGUGCUAAAGGUCAAGUAUUUCUCACGUAAUCAUUGUCGGUGGAUAAUAUUGGCAGGGUAUGGGGGGUUAUAGUGAUUUUUGUUUUGUUUUUUUCUUUUGGCAAAAUCAAAUAAACUUUGACAAAGAGAUUCAGUGUAACGAACCUUGCUGGGAUGACAAGGCUGUACGCAGUGAUGUAUUCACAGGUGAAAUGUUAGUGUCUUUCAUGUUGGAUUUAUUGUGCACUUUCCCUGAGGUGGAAAGUCAGCUAUUGUAAAGUACGCUAGUUGCCAUCCAUUAGAUUCCAAUAUAGGGUCAGCCUUGCAGGGUCUUGAAGUAAGUCCUGUGGAUAUAAGGCUAUUGUUUGACAGGUAUUACAAACUUUUCUGCAUGCUCUUUAAAGGUUCAAACCACAUAUACUAGUUUAGAGUUGCAAACUAUGCAUUGCAAAAGCAAAGAGGAGGACAUCCUGAAUCUGUUAUCCUCGCUCCAAUCGCAGGUCAACAUAAUGCACAUGUAGCAUUUACUUGACACAAAAUUAAAAUUACUUUUGUAAUCAUAGUUUAAAAAAAAAAUACAACUUCAAUCUCCUGAUAUUUUUAUGACCUGAGCAUGCAUUCAGAGGAAGGGCUGGCAGAGGGUCAGGUGGCGUGAUAUUGUGUCAUGCAGUCACAAGCCAUGCUGUCCAUGCAGGUGGUAUAGCAGCAGGGACUGGCAUCUUGUAUAACACCUCCAGAUGGGCACAAACAUGUCCUGCACCCUCUACCCUCCCCUCUUCACACCCAACUCGUGUCCCUCCCCCUCACUCACUACCCCACGUUGAGAGCCAAACAAAGAGAAAUGCACUGUUCGUAUUCUGAUGAUGUAGGGGUAGUAAUCACUUCAGUCUUUAGGGAAACGCAUAGAUGUGGUAAACUUAAGUGCUUAGGAGUUUCUAGACACUUGCAAGCCGCUAGAGUAUUUGCCCUCACUAUCCUGAAGUGUUGAAGAAACUUCUUGAUGUGACACAGUAACAUGUUUUUUUUCUUUGGGAGAUAAUGAUUCGAUAGCAUAGAGGAAUUGUUUGUAUAAGAUAUGAAGUCUUUACUUUGCCGUCCAUCUGUCUGUCAGGCCUCUGGCCAGAUACAACUGCAUGAGAAAAGGCAGCUUGCAGGCUGGGUCAGGGGGAGUGGAGGGGAUGUGGUGAGGGGUACACAGACUGAGGCAUCACCAUUACAUCAACCAGAGGGGUGGGGAAACAACCUUGGCUCUACCCACUGAAUGUACAGAGGAACCACUGUUGACCUGCCCACCCCUUAAACCUUCUCUAAUGCACUGACCCAGGUAGAGGUCAACAGAGCCAAGCACAUCUGUCCCUGUUGGUGAGAAGAUACCACUCAAGAGCCCUUUGAAAUAUCCCUCCUCCAUUGAAAUCAAUGGAAAACCUUAGCCUCUCUACCACUCACCUCUCCCCUCCACUCCCUGGUCCUGUGAGGCUCUUCCCCACUGUAAAUAAACACAAGUCCUGUCGAUGGUAUGAGCCAGUUGUUUGUAAAGUAGGGACCACGUCCAACAUUUUCAAAAUAAAAGUCCCUCUCCACAAGGCGUGGCUUACUACUGGAAUGUGUUGCAUUUUGUUUUUCAAGAAAAAUAAGAAAAUCACGGUUAAAAAAAAAAAAUCAAUAAUGAAUAAAAAUCUGAGAUGUUCUUCAACAGUUUGUGUUGCAAUGUAGUAACUAAGCACCAUGGAAGCCAACUAACUCUUCAGUGUAAAUAAAUGAAUUAAAGAUAACUUUAGAUAAGUAAACAAAGUGACACACGUAGACUAGUUAACUUGUGAUAUGUGUUGCGCAUAUUUUUGUGUUCAUUUUCUCUCUAUCUUUUUUCACCCUGUAAAGAAACAAAAAAAAAAAAAUAUGAAAAUGUUUCUAUCCUUCUGUAACCUCUUAAUGUUCUUUUGCGGUGAUUUUAUCUUGUGCAUUUGUGAAAGAAUGCCUCUCAUUCUCUUUCUGUCCAUAUGAACAAAUGAUUAUAAAUAUUAUAUAUGUGUAAGUCCGUCCGCUGCUGAAUUAAUACUACUCUAUCCUGCUGUAUUAUCUUUCUUAUCAAAUGCUUAGCCCCCACGCUUUACCCCUGUGUUACUCUUAUUUUUAUGCUAAUAUUUAUAUUGCUGUUUUAUUUUCUCUUGAACACUGACAUUUCAAAUAAAAGAUUCUGAAAUCAUUUAAGAAA
Molecule: messenger RNA, 5662 nt
Organism: Dicentrarchus labrax (European seabass)
Lineage: Eukaryota; Metazoa; Chordata; Actinopteri; Moronidae
Product: protocadherin gamma-C5
Exons: 5
Coding region: 280-3237 (985 amino acids)
Biological process (GO): homophilic cell-cell adhesion
Cellular component (GO): plasma membrane
Molecular function (GO): calcium ion binding
Source: RefSeq, a predicted model, not a curated record